AUGUCUGGAAAUGUAUCCGAACGUCAGUUAGGUAAAAAUGGUCCACAAGUAUCAUCUAUUGGAUUUGGAGCAAUGGGUUUAUCAGCAUUUUAUGGAACACCAGCUUCGGAUGAAGAACGUUUUAAAGUUCUUGAUCGUGCUAUAGAGCUUGGUAGUACUUAUAUUGAUAGUGCUGAUAUUUAUGGUGAUAAUGAAGAAUUAAUUGGAAAAUAUUUCAAAAAAUAUCCACAACAACGUGACAAGAUAUUCUUAGCGACAAAAUUUGCUAAUAUUUUUUCUUCAGAUCGAACAGCGUCAGUUCGAGGUGAUGCUGAUUAUGUUCAUCAAUCGAUAGAAAAAAGUCUUAAACGUCUUCAACUUCCUUAUGUUGAUCUUUAUUAUGUUCAUCGAAUUGAUUCCAAAGUUCCAAUUGGAGAAACAAUGAGUGUAUUAAAAGAACUUGUUGAACAAGGAAAAAUAAAAUAUAUUGGUUUAUCUGAAUGUUCAAGUGAUACAAUUCGACGUGCAUAUAAAAUUCAUCCAAUAUCUGCGGUACAAGUUGAAUAUUCUCCAUUUAGUUUAGAUAUUGAACGAGAAGAAAUUGGUGUUUUAAAAACUUGUGAAGAACUUGGAAUAGCAAUUGUUUGGUAUUCUCCAUUAGGUCGUGGAAUGUUAACUGGACAAAUUAAAAGUCCAGAUGAUUUUGAAGAAAAUGAUUUUCGUAAACAUCUACCAAGAUUUUCAAAAGAAAAUUUUCCAAAAAAUCUUCAAUUAGUUGAAACAUUAAAAAAAUUUGCUGAAAAUAAAGGUUGUACAACAGGUCAAUUAACAUUAGCAUGGAUACUUGCACAAGGUGAACAGUUUUUUGUUAUUCCCGGUACCACAAAAAUUAAGAAUUUAGAAGAAAAUGUUGCUGCUGUUAAAAUUAAAUUAACAAAAGAAGAAAUUGAACAAAUUCGACAAGCUUGUCAAAAUGCAGAUACUGCUGGUGAACGUUAUACUAAAGCACAUAGUAAAAAUUUAUAUGGUGAUUCAGCUCCUAUUAAACAAUAA
Messenger RNA from Adineta steineri, 1032 nucleotides. NCBI's taxonomy places the organism in Eukaryota, Metazoa, Rotifera, Eurotatoria, Adinetida, Adinetidae. The record is from the annotation of a GenBank genome assembly.